Molecule: messenger RNA, 1701 nt
Organism: Nerophis lumbriciformis (worm pipefish)
Lineage: Eukaryota; Metazoa; Chordata; Actinopteri; Syngnathiformes; Syngnathidae
Source: RefSeq, a predicted model, not a curated record
AUGACUGAAGAAGAUCUUCACCCUGAGAAACACGAUCCACUCCACUUUAAACAGGAGGAGUCAGAGAUGUUGUGUAUUAAACAGGAAGUGGGGCCAGACACCCCCUGCAUUAAAAAAGAGGAACAGGAAGAAGAAAUCUUUCCAGUGACCGUCAGUGUGAAGAGCGAAGAAGAUGAAGGUCCCAGCGAAGGGAGUGGAGCAGCAAAACCUUCGAGCGACAGCUCCUUUCAGCACCUCACAACAAAAGAAGAGGGACAAUCGCAACCUGAUAGUCUCUUAGCUCCGCUCUCGGACAGCGACGACAUAACGUCACACUCUUCUGACUUUAACACUGAUGAGGAGGAUGUUGACUCUGACCAAAAUGCUUGGAAAUCCUUAAAAAAGUCAUCAUUGAAAAGAGAAACACAAGAAUGUGCAGGUGGGAAACCGUUUGGCUGCACACUGUGCGACAAAGGAUUUUCUCGGAAGACUGAUUUAGAAAGGCAUAAGCGUACACACACUGGAGAAAAGCCUUUUGUCUGCACACAUUGUGGUAAAAGAUUCGCCGAGAAGAAAAAUUUAAACAGACAUGCAAGAAUACAUACUGGAGAGAAGCCUUUUGCCUGCUCACUUUGCGAUAAAAGAUUUACUCAGAAGAUUAAUAAAGAAAGGCAUAUGUUUACACACACUGGAGAGAAGCCUUUCGCUUGCACACUUUGCAAUAAGAGAGUUUCUUGGAAAAAUGAUUUAAAAACGCAUAUGCGGACACACACUGGAGAGAAACCUUUUGUCUGCACGUGUUGUGGUAAAAGAUUCACAGAUAAGAAGCAUUUAAACAAACACGCAACUACACACAGUGGAGAGAAGCCUUUCGCCUGUUCCAUGUGUGAAAAAAGAUUUUAUUUUCAGUCUGACUUGACAAUACACACGCGGAAACACACUGGAGAGAAACCUUUUGCCUGCACACUCUGCGACAAAAGAUUUUCUCAGAAGUCUGAUUUAAAAAUGCAUAUGCGUAGACACACUGGAGAGAAGCCUUUUGUCUGCACGUGUUGUGGUAAAAGAUUCACUGAUAAGAAAAUUUUAAGCAAACACUCAAGCACACACAGUGGUGGAGAAAAGCCUUUCGCCUGUUCCAUGUGUGAGAAAAGAUUUUAUUUUCAGUCUGAGUUGACAAUACACACGCGGAAACACACUGGAGAGAAACCUUUUGCCUGCACACUAUGCGACAAAAGAUUUUCUCAGAAUUCUGAUUUAAAAACGCAUAUGCGUAGACACACUGGAGAAAAGCCCUUUAUUUGCACGUGUUGUGGUAAAAGAUUCACCAGUAAGACAAAUUUAAACGAUCACACAAAAAUCCACACUGGAGAGAAGCCUUUUGCAUGCACGCUUUGCGACAAAGGAUUUUCUCGGAAGACCCAUUUAGUAAUACAUAAGCGUUCACACACUGGCGAAAAACCUUUUGUCUGCACAUGUUGUGGUAAAAGAUUCACUCAGAAGAAAAAUUUAAACGGACACGCAAGAACCCACACUGGAGAAAAGCCUUUCUUUUGCUCAAUUUGUGGUAAAAGAUUCACAGAGAAGGGGAAUUUAAACAAACACGCAAGCAUGCAUAGUGGAAAGAAGCCUUUCGCCUGCUCCUUUUGUGAGAAAACAUUUUACUCUCAGUCUCAGUUGACAACACACACGCGUACACACACUGGAGAAAAGACUUUGUCGUAA